This is a messenger RNA of Schistocerca piceifrons (Central American locust), 4816 nucleotides long. RefSeq names its product GTP-binding protein Rit2 (gene Ric). Bases 267 to 941 code for a protein of 224 amino acids. Gene Ontology annotation, cellular component: plasma membrane. The record is from RefSeq and is a predicted model, not a curated record. Lineage: Eukaryota; Metazoa; Arthropoda; Insecta; Orthoptera; Acrididae. Gene Ontology annotation, biological process: Ras protein signal transduction. The transcript is spliced from 5 exons. Gene Ontology annotation, molecular function: GTP binding; GTPase activity; calmodulin binding.
GCUAUAGAUGGCAAAGUUGUUCUCGAGCGUGAUUGCUUGAUGGGGGCGUUUACCUACAUAAGUCCUUUGAGGGUCUUUUAGCGUUUUAAAACCCUAGACCAUUCUGGCAAUGGUCUAGGGUAAUAGAAGAAUUUCGGAAGAAAACGUCGUACCUUUAGAUUACAAGUUUGAAACCGAAAUAAAAAGAAACAGAGCUGGCGGCUGGUCAAGCAGGCCCUUCUGGGUCUGGAAUUGCGCCCGUAACUCCGGGCAAAAGACCCGGGAGAAUGGGCAUUGCUGAUGAUAGCAGAGGUGUAUCACAAGGUCGACCCGAAACUACAAGAGGUGGAUUAAGAGUGUACAAAAUAGUGGUAUUGGGAGACGGGGGGGUUGGGAAAUCAGCUCUAACCCUACAGUUCGUCAACCAUAGGUUUUUGGAUUAUCACGACCCAACUAUUGAAGAUGCAUACCAACAACAAGCUGUAAUUGAUGGUGAAGCAUCACAACUGGAUAUACUGGAUACUGCGGGCCAGGUGGAGUUCACUGCUAUGAGAGAUCAGUAUAUGAGAUGUGGGGAAGGUUUUAUGAUAUGUUAUUCUGUAACUGACAGACACAGCUUCCAGGAAGCUGUUGAGUACCGAAAGUUGAUAAAUCGUGUAAGAGCCUCUGAAGAUAUUCCUCUAGUGCUUGUGGGAAAUAAAUUUGAUCUACAGCAUCAGAGGAAGGUCUCACCAGAAGAAGGCCGUGCCUUGGCAGCCCAAUUCGGGUGUCCAUUCUACGAGACAUCAGCAGCUUUACGACAUUUUGUUGAUGAUGCGUUCCAUACUUUAGUGCGUGAGAUUCGACUCAAAGAACGUGACAGACGUCAUACAACUACUAAACUGAAUAAACACAGUCGAUGGCGACGACUGCGCUCGAUACUUGCCAUCGUCUUUAGGCGUAAACGUAAUUUCUCUCAGUAAGAAAAUGGUUACACUCCCAGACAAACAGCUUUACAAUUAAAAUGGCAGAUACCAUUAGCAUUUUGUGUGUUCUUUUUAAGUCAUUUUCUUCUUCCUCCCUUUCUCUGUGAACUUAGAUUAUAGUGGAUAACUUUAAGAUCUCAUGAUUUUCGUGUCACUUUUAUGUAAUAUCAGGACAGUUGCUUUUGAUAUUCAUAUUUAUUUUGUUAAUAUUUUACAUCUGUGUAAAAAUGUAAUCAUAAUGAUGUUGUAUGUUACAACAUGGAAGUACAAAACAUCCUUUGUUGGCAAGUUUGCCAAUGUGAAGGAAGAACGUAUAAACUUAAAUACAUUUUAUAAUAAGGUUAAUUCAUUUUGAUUAUGUUUCAAUAAAACAUAAAAUAUUUGCUUAAAUGUUGGGUACUAGUUCCCAUUCUGGGACUUGCGUACAUAGAGAGAACCUCGAAUCUUCACUCUGAUCACUGAGGAAUGUAUAUGCAUAUGUAUCACAACAAUUGGCCAUAAGCAUGAAGUAUCCAGUUUACGUGGCUUUCUGAGAAGUAUAUUAACAUUAACCCUGAAGCGAAAAAUCCCACCAUGAAUUACUAUUGUAACUUGUAGGAAAUAUUUCCAAGCACAAUUUCAAUAGUUUUGUUGGAUAUUUUCUAUAUGAAGACAAUGUCAGUCUCUUAGUUUAAUUUGCAGUUACUAUAGUAUGAAAGUUUUGAUGAAUGAAGACCAGUUUCUUUCCCUCACCAUAUUCUGCUCACUGGAAAACUGAAAGUGAACCAUGGAAUUGUGAAUGUAAUUAGUGAAAUUUCAUGCAUGUAGUUUAACUUAUUGUACUAGCAUUUGGGUUGUGACUGUUCCUGCUGGUUGAAGUGAAGUACUAUGAAACUGGGUAGUCCGAAAAUAACAAUAAAAGUGAAUAUCAAUAAUAAAAAAAGUAUUGAUGGUAUCACAGAAUGGUUUUCAUACAACUGCUUAUGACGUGGAAUAAUGCUUUAAAUAAAACUGAAAGAAGUAACAUGCUAGUUAAAUUUUUCACGUAAUUUGAGUCAGUAAUAUCCUACAUUUCAGCUGUGACCAAUUACAUUUCAGUUAAAUUAAAUUAAAUUAAAUUAAAUGUGUACUUCAUCUGUCCAGUAGGCAUUCAAAAUCUAGUUUUCAUAAUUUUCUAUUUGAGCCUGCUGGGAAAUCCAUUUCACUAUUGAUGGGUGACAGCUCCAGACACAAAUAACAGUAUCAACUCCCAGUUAAAAAUUUAUCUAGUCUGGUAAUACAGUUUUCACUGUCAAAAGAAAAAUCCAGUACAUAUCUGUGGAAACCACAGAUUGCUGUUAAUACCUCCUUACUUAUUGAGAUUUUAUGUCUAAUUACAAGUAUUUACUCCUUCCCCGCCCCUGCAUAUUUUACUGUAUAAUAAGAUGGAUGACAAUUCAGAUGUAUUCAGUCAAUUUUGGUCAUGCAUACCGUCAGAAGAUAACUUUGUAAUUCAUAAAGAUAUGUUGCAAAUGGAAUCGAACUGAAAGUUAAAGAGUAAGAAAAUCCAUACAAUAAUUAUUUUUUUUAUUUAUUUUUUCCAAUUUCACUUGUUACAAGUAGAAGUUACUAACUGUAUGUAUGCUUGCAACAAAUUGUUCCACUAAUUCUCAGUUGUCUACUUCACCUUUUUUACAAACAUAUGAUUUACAAACAUUUCACAUUCAGUAGUUAUGUCAAAUAAAAUUUGGCCAACAAGAACAGCCAAGUAUGAGGACUGUACCUUGAGCUUGUGUUUCAGGCUGACAGGGAAAUUGCAUCACUUAGUUUUUCAUUUAGAUUCCAUCUUUUCUUCAGUCUCACUGUGUUUGCUUUGGUUCCUAUCAUUCUUGCCCGCAUUCUUCUUCUUGAGAUGCCAGUAAGAUUUAUUUCCUCAUAUAUUUCUGAAGAAAGAAUUUUUGUACCCGAGAGUUUGACAUUUGAAUUUAAUCUGUAAUGGUCUUUUAUCUAUUUCACUACCAGUGCUUGAAACAUUUAAAUGGAUAUAAUUUUUUUCCAUAAUAUGUUUUUAAUUGGAGACUCAGACUACUUUUAACCAUAAAUAUUCAGAAGUUUAACUUACUCAGCGUGACCAUUCAUAGGGAAACUGACAUCCACAUAAUUCUAGAAGUAUCACACUGAAAUGUAUGUCAAAGUCCAAUCUAAAAUCUAAAGAAUACGACUGACAUCCAUGUCAGUCAUGAUUUUCAUUUCUGUUUAAUUAAUGUUUUGAUUGUUUUGUUAAAACAGACCUCUAUUUUGAAAAAAAAAAAAUCUGUUGAAUGUGUAUCACUGUAUUAGCAAAAAACUAACAUUACAACUGAAUACUAAUUGACCUAGGCUGUGCCCUAAAUGAGUUGUGUUCAGAAUGUCACCCUCCCUAAUUUCCCUAAAUUUUCAUGACUGGAACAGUGUUGAACGUGUCAAUAAUAGAGUAUAUGUAUUUUGCAUUUGAGAACAUUGAUGUUACUGCCAAUGAAAAUAGCAUAACUUAGAGAAUAGUGAAAAAAAAUUGAAGCUAAAUCACAGUUAUCAUAGUUGAUACGGUAUACUAUGCAGAUUUGCUAACAUUAACAAAAAAGCUUAAGAAUUCUCAGUUUUUUAACAUUGAAUAACAAGAGAUAAAGGGAUAGAGACAAUUUGUGACUGGGAGAGCCAAAGAACUUGUUCCUUACUGUUAAGACAUUCCAGAAAGGUAAACUGUAAAGUCAAGUAUUGUAAAAAUAGACUCAAUAUCGUUUUAGCCCCUGUAGUUGCACAUCCUUUGCUUUCCUCGUCUUGGUCUUCUGCUGAUCAAUAAGUCUAAAAACGUAUUUUCUAAUCUCCUUAGGCCACUAUCAUGUAUGUUUCUCUAAUUUUCGAAUAAAUACAACUUCUUUUCACUACCUUUACUUUUUAGAUCUAAAUUGAGGUAUACAACUUUUCAUUCUAUCAUCAGGCACAGUGAUGAUAAUAUUUUUAAAUGAUUAUUUCAAUCUUAAUUUGAGAACAAUGGACCCAUACUUUUAAUACAUUUUGGAUCAAUUAUCAGCAUUCAUGUAAAUAAGCAGAAUCAUGUUUUCAGGCCCCUUGAUAAAAUAAAUUUAACUGCGCUUGAGGUUACCAUCAGUGCUUGCUAUUUCUUACAAAAUGAAUCUAAUUUUACAGCUGAGAAAUAAAAGAAUGAUUUCCAUCUUAAAAUCUAAAAUAUUUAUUGCAGACAACCAUUUUGUUGCAAAGUGUGGUGCUUUUUGUUAGUUUCAAUUCAUGAUUGAUUAAAGUUGCUGAAAACAAUGUAUUGGUAACAGGCCUAAGCUACUGUGAGUGAUGUAGUCAGUUGUUUUCAAGAAUGGUACCUAAAUGUCAUUAUUGUAACAACUUUCUUUGUUAUGGUAAGUAACACUAGUACCCUACAAUGAAUAUUUCACUUAUAACACAUGACAGUGGAGCCUAAGAUAUUAUAUGCAAGGAACAAAUUGUGAAAUGGAAAGAUAUAGUACUCUGUCAAGAUUACUCGUUAUACAACUAUGCAAUUACAUUAUUGGAUGUGUGAAACUGAUUGAUUGUUAUCAAAAAUUUUGCUUGUUAGUAGUGUGUACAGUAUUAGUUUUUACCUUACAUUACUAUGAGAAGGGGAAAACAUUAUCCAAACCCUAACAUUGAAACAAUUUGAAAUUAAUAAUUUGUGAAGUAUUUGCUUUAGUCACAAUGGGUCCAAUAACUGUUCCAGUAAAUGUGGCACUAAAAGUUAGUGCACAGAAAUACCUCUACUGAAUUGAUGAUAUUAAUUUACCUUUGUACUUUUGCAUAUUGUAAAUAUAUUGCUGCAGUGUAAUUAUGAUUAUUGACUUAUUUAAUACUGAUGUACAAAAUAAAAAUGAUUUUGUUGUUUUCUA